ACGAACACACUUGUCUUCUCUUAAAACGCAGUCGCACAGAGAGUUUGCAUUGCACACACAGGUCGCAGGCGCGCGCAUCCGCACCACGGCGCCCCAUCCCUCCCGUCAGCGUCGCUGCCUGCCUGCCUGCCUGCGUCCGCUCGCAACUGCAACGACAGGGAGGCGCGCGGGGAGGGAGAGGGACAAACCGAGAAAGGCACGGCACAGCUGCCUGCCUCGGCCCUCGGCACGCGCUCGCGCCCUGGUGACUGGUGAACACUGAGGACUGGAGGCGGUGGGCGCGGCGGGUCCAGCCACCGCGCGGUUCACGGCGGGGCGCGGCGCGGGCGAAUGCCGGCCGUUUCAACGGCGGGCGGAUCGGCCUGUUCCCCUGGCGCUGCUGGCGCCCCCCCUAGGCGGUGACUGCGAGGCCCGAUCCUGAGGCGGGCGGCGACUCCGAGAGGGCGGUUGGCUGGUUUUCUUGCCAAGUGCCAGUCAGUCUCUCUCGUCUCGGCGACGCCGCGCGAAGGUCGGAACUCGGAAUCCUCUUCCCGGCGUCGUCAUCCCACCCCCGUCGGUUCCCUUCUAACUCCUGGCUCCUGGGGCCGCCGCCGAGCCGAGGAGAGGCGCACGCGCCUCGGGAAUGGAGCUGGCGCCUCCGCUCCGCCUACGGGAUCCGAGCCUGGGAUGGCUUCCUGCAACUUGCGCAGGUACGUACGUACGGCGCAAUUCACAGACUUCUUCAGUCCAGUACCGCGCACUGACUGUGAAAAAAAAGGAUUUAUUUCUUCUAGUACGAUGCCAUUUCUUGGUUUCACCACAGCACCGUUGCAGGAAAGCAAAUCGAGUUUUCUUUUCCCUUGGAACACACUUGUUGGUCGAUGCGUGCGUGCUUUUUUUGCCUUUUCAAAAAAAAUGGGCAAAGAGAAUGCACUGGAAUCGCGCUUUUGUUAGUAGUAAUUGAGCGUUUCGAAUCUGAAUGGAGCAGGUCGGGGUCGGGCAUGUAGUAUUUUACAUUGUGGGCUUGCAGCAGCAUUUUACAUUGUCAAUUCUCAAGCUUGGUGCAUCGGUGGGGUAUGACUUUAUUUAUGAGAACGUGGGAGUGUGAAAACUCUCGGUUAUCUUUUUUCGGAGAGGAUCUUUUACUAAUCCCACCGGUACAUCUACUGUUGCAAAUCUCCUUUGGGGGUGUCGAGAUAGCGAUGGAUCCCGCCUUCCUUUUGUCCUAAGCUGUGGGGGGGUCUGAGAUACCUCCUCCUGACUUCCUCAGUGUGCCGUGCUGCGGCCCAUGAUCGCCCCCAUGAACGAGCAGAGGACCACACCUCUUCCCUUUGGUUUCUUGCAUCUGAGACCACCUGCUUUACGUGCUGGACUUUUGGCUUCGUGCUGACUGCCUUUUGCCAAAGCAUUCUGGCCCUUGAGAAAAACAACGGCAUUAGGUGUGGUUAUUGCCUUAUUGGGUUUAGGUUAGGUGCCCUGCGACGCUGCUUUUGUCUAGGUUACACAUGUGCAAGGGAGUCCACCAGCGUGCCGUGCCUCACCUACAGGGCUGCUGCUGCUGCUGCUUUGUCACCACCCUUGUCUCUGCUCUGGUUAUGUCCAUGCGCGGUUGCUUAGGCGUGGUGUCUGUUUUCUUAACACAGUGGAGUUACCCUUUUUCAGAAAAAAAGGCUAAAGAAUGAUACGUAGCUACUAGCUAAAAGAUGUGUUGGCCUCUUUUAUAUGGCACAUGAUCCUAGCUGUCCUUUUGGUAAAGAGAUUGAGAUAAACCAGCAGAUCUGUUUGGGUUCGGGCCUUUCGGUUGAGCCUAAAGACUAAAGAGAAGACAAGAUGCGUCAUUCUGCUACAGAGAGGAGAUUGCUGUGUGCAAGUUGAAAUAUCAAUGUGGGCACCACUUUUGUCAGUCUCAUGAAUUUAAAUGGAUCAUUCCAAGACUCAAGUGUGAUGAACUGAUGGGGACUCUUGGACUAUAACUGGUUUCCUCUUAUUCUUCCAGCCAAUCCUGACAAAUGUGGCAUCUCAAGCUGAUAGCUUUAAUUUAUGGCUCUCUUUUCUUUAUGCACAUUCCAUAUGCUAGAGGUUCUGACCUAAACACCGAUAAGCAGGCCCUUCUUGCAUUUGCUGCAUCACUGCCUCAUGGCAGAAAGGUCAACUGGACCUCCACAACCCAAGUCUGCACGUCCUGGGUUGGCAUUACAUGCACACCGGACAUGAAGCGUGUGCGUGAAGUCAGGUUACCUGCAAUAGGGCUCUUUGGUCCUAUCCCAUCAGGCACACUUAGCAAGCUCGAUGCCUUGGAGGUGUUGAGCCUUAGGUCAAACCGUCUUACUAUUAAUCUCCCUCCUGAUGUACCAUCUAUUCCCUCACUUCGCUCUCUUUAUCUUCAACACAAUAACCUGUCUGGAAUCAUACCAAGUUCACUUUCUUCCAGUCUAACAUUCUUAGACCUGUCCUAUAACUCGUUCAAUGGAGAAAUACCAUCGAAGGUGCAAGACAUCACUGAACUGACAGCAUUGCUUCUCCAGAACAACUCUCUUUCUGGACCCAUCCCUGACCUUCGCCUCCCCAAGUUGAGACAUUUGGAUUUGAGCAACAAUAACCUGAGUGGACCUAUACCACCCUCCCUGCAGAAGUUCCCAGCUACUUCUUUUCUGGGAAAUGCCUUUCUGUGUGGAUUUCCAUUGGAACCAUGUCCAGGGACACCACCUGCUUCUCCAUCGUCGCCAUCGUCCCAAAAUGCCAAAAGAAGCUUCUGGAAAAAGCUCAGCCUUGGUAUCAUAAUUGCAAUAGUUGCUGGAGGAGGGGUUGUAUUCAUAUUGAUCCUGAUCCUCUUGGUAUGUAUCUUCAAAAGAAAGAAAAAUGCAGAGUCUGGCAUAGGAUCAUCUUCAUCCAAAGGAAAGGCAAUUGCAGGUAAAAGGGGAGAAAAAUCCAAGGGGGAAUACAGCAGCAGUGGUAUUCAAGAAGCAGAGAGAAAUAAACUGUUUUUCUUUGAGGGCUCUUCAUAUAAUUUUGACUUGGAGGAUCUGUUGAGGGCUUCGGCUGAAGUCCUUGGAAAAGGAAGUUAUGGGACUACGUACAAAGCUGUUCUGGAGGAUGGAACAACAGUGGUGGUCAAGAGAUUGAAGGAAGUGGUGGCGGGAAAGAGGGAAUUUGAACAGCAGAUGGAGCUAAUUGGCAAGGUUUGCCAUCAUCAGAACACUGCCCCAUUGCGUGCUUACUACUACUCCAAGGAUGAGAAGCUCUUGGUGUAUGACUAUGUCCCACUAGGUAGCCUUUGUGCUGCUUUGCAUGGUAACAAAGCUGCUGGAAGAACCCCAUUGGACUGGGAGACCAGGGUGAAGAUAGCUCUGGGCACUGCACGCGGAAUGGCUUAUCUUCACUCCGUGGGUAGCGGCGGGAAGUUCAUUCACGGGAACAUCAAGUCAAGCAACAUCCUUCUCUCACAGGAACUCGGCGCCUGCGUCACCGAGUUCGGCCUUGCCCAGCUCAUGUCCACGCCCCACGUCCACCCGCGGCUCGUCGGGUACCGGUCGCCCGAGGUCCUCGAGACCAGGAAACCGACGCAGAAAUCUGACGUCUACAGCUUCGGCGUCCUCCUCCUCGAGAUGCUCACAGGCAAAGCCCCUCUCAGGUCCCCCGGGCGCGACGACUCCAUCGAACACCUCCCGAGGUGGGUGCAGUCCGUGGUCCGGGAGGAGUGGACGUCGGAGGUCUUCGACGUCGACCUGCUGAGGCACCCGAACCUAGAGGACGAGAUGGUCCAGAUGCUCCACGUCGCGAUGGCAUGCGUCGCGGUCGUCCCCGACGAGCGGCCUCGGAUGGAGGAGGUGGUCGGCAGGAUCGAGGAGAUCCGGAGCUCCUACUCGGACACGAAGACGUCCCCGGAGGACAAUCCGAGGGAGGGCGCUUUCUAAUAAAUCACCGAGUACCACACGUACCGGAACGGCAGUGACUUGCCGUCUACAGAAAGUAGGUCGGUUGGUUUGACAGCUCUGUGUCCAGUGAAGCUUUGCAGUCAGUCAGUUGAUUAUUCCUGAUCAUUCUUUGGUAAAAGUUGUUUUCUGUUCUUGGUUCCAUGAGGUAGCCCCGGAACGCUGGUGGUGGUUUCGUUUCAUUAGCGCUGCUGAUUACUGUAGGGUGUUGUUUGUGGAUCGUGCCGCGACUCGGUUUCGUAUUCGUUUGAGGCAGCCCGACUCUUUCAAGUUUGAUUUAUUGAAUGCGCAUAAGUUUUUGCCA
Messenger RNA from Zea mays, 4215 nucleotides. Its product is annotated as probable inactive receptor kinase At5g58300. Lineage: Eukaryota; Viridiplantae; Streptophyta; Magnoliopsida; Poales; Poaceae. The transcript is spliced from 3 exons. Gene Ontology annotation, molecular function: protein binding; protein kinase activity; ATP binding. Bases 1989 to 3893 code for a protein of 634 amino acids. Gene Ontology annotation, biological process: protein phosphorylation. The record is from RefSeq and is a predicted model, not a curated record.